Thermochaetoides thermophila DSM 1495 is the source of this 1173-nucleotide messenger RNA. RefSeq lists its product as uncharacterized. Lineage: Eukaryota; Fungi; Ascomycota; Sordariomycetes; Sordariales; Chaetomiaceae. Bases 1 to 1173 code for a protein of 390 amino acids. Gene Ontology annotation, biological process: Arp2/3 complex-mediated actin nucleation. Gene Ontology annotation, cellular component: actin cortical patch; Arp2/3 protein complex. The record is from RefSeq and is a predicted model, not a curated record. Gene Ontology annotation, molecular function: actin filament binding. The transcript has 3 exons.
AUGGCUAACCCGCCUCCUAUCGUCCUCGACGGCGGCACGGGCUUUCUCAAAGUAGGCUACGCGGGCCAAAACUUCCCGGAAUUCCAAUACCCAUCGAUCGUUGGCCGCCCGAUCCUGCGCACGGAAGAAAAAGGCAGCGAUGACCUCGUCAUCAAGGACAUCAUGUGCGGCGACGAGGCGGCGGCGGCGCGCUCGCUGCUGCAGAUUAGCUACCCGAUGGAGAACGGCAUCGUCAAAAAGUGGGAUGAUAUGCAGCACUUGUGGGAUUACACCUUCUUCGAGAAGUUGAAGGUCGAUCCCCGGGGUAGGAAGAUACUACUCACCGAGCCGCCGCUCAAUCCGUUGAAGAAUCGGGAGCAGAUGUGCGAGGUGAUGUUUGAGCGGUAUGGGUUUGGUGGCGUGUACGUGGCGAUUCAGGCGGUACUGGCAUUGUAUGCGCAGGGUCUCAGCUCCGGUGUAGUCGUGGACUCGGGCGACGGCGUAACCCACAUCGUGCCCGUCUACGAAUCUGUCGUGCUCAACCACCUCACCCGGCGCUUGGACGUCGCUGGUCGCGACGUAACCCGCAACCUGAUUGCGCUGCUCCUGCGCCGCGGCUACGCGCUCAACCGCACGGCUGACUUUGAAACAGUCCGCCAGAUCAAAGAAAAGCUGUGCUACGUCUCCUACGACCUCGAACUCGACAAGCGCCUGAGCGAGGAAACUACCGUGCUAGUUGAGAGCUACACCCUCCCCGACGGACGCGUGAUCCGCGUCGGAUCGGAGCGCUUCGAAGCUCCGGAGUGUCUGUUCCAGCCGCAUUUGGUUGACUGCGACCAACCGGGAAUUGCGGAGCUGCUGUUUAACACAAUCCAGUCGGCGGACGUGGAUGUCAGGGCGUCGCUGUUCAAGGCGAUUGUUCUGUCCGGGGGCAGCAGCAUGUACCCAGGGCUGCCGUCAAGGCUGGAGAAGGAGCUCAAGCAGCUUUGGCUGACAAGGGUGUUGGGCGGGAAUCCAGAGCGGCUGAGCAAGUUUAAGGUUAGGAUAGAGGAUCCGCCGAGGAGGAGGCAUAUGGUUUUCCUGGGGGGCGCGGUCUUGGCCAAUAUUAUGGCGGAUAAUGAGAAUAUGUGGAUUUCUAAGCAGGAGUGGGAGGAGAUGGGGGCUAGGGCGCUAGAGAAGUUGGGGCCGAGAUAG